Molecule: messenger RNA, 2472 nt
Organism: Boeremia exigua
Lineage: Eukaryota; Fungi; Ascomycota; Dothideomycetes; Pleosporales; Didymellaceae
Exons: 5
Coding region: 1-2472 (823 amino acids)
Molecular function (GO): hydrolase activity, acting on carbon-nitrogen (but not peptide) bonds, in linear amidines
Source: RefSeq, a predicted model, not a curated record
AUGGAGGAUAUCACCCAGUCCCCAGUGACGGUGAUCGUCGACAGCAUCAAGGGCCAGAACAUUGCCUUCACAACACCAAAGGGUGCCUCUCUUAUUUCUCUAUACGACACACUAUACGAGCGCGCUCCAUGGAUCCAAAACUCCUCUUACAUCCUAACGACCAACUCGCGCCGAGCAGUCCGUCACGCUGAGGAGCCUGUCUCGACACUGCUCUCUUCGCCAUCAGACACAUUCCUUUCGCUGCGCCUGACCGUACCUCUAUGUGGUGGAAAGGGCGGUUUUGGUUCCAUCCUGCGCGCCCAGGGUGGUCGCAUGUCCUCGCGCAAGAAGAAGAACCAGGUCGAUGCGAACGCAUCGUCCCGGAACCUGGAUGGACGCCGACUGCGCACCGUUGCCGAGGCGAAAACUCUCGCUGAGUACCUCGUGAUCAAGCCAGAGAUGGAACAGCGGGAGAAGGACGAGCGCAGGAAGAGGUGGGAGGACAUCGUGGCUAGCACAGAACGGAAGCAGGAAGAGCUGCAGAACGCUGGCGGAAAGGCGCGCCUGGACGGCAAAUGGCUUGAGGAUAAAGAGGAAGCAGAAAACAAGACAAAGGAAGCUAUUGAGAAGAUGCUGUUGGCGCAAACGGUGAGCUCCGAGGACGAAGAAGACGAGGAGCCAGCUCAGCCAGCUGCUUCUUCGUCGAAGCCUGCUCAACAACGUGCUCUGUUUGGCUGGGACGAUGAGGACGACGAGUUUAUGAGCGACAGUGACGAGGAAGAGGACGUGUCAGAGGAGGAUGUGAAGCAACCGGAAUUUGAGGGCAAAGGAAAAGGAAAGGCAGCCUUGUACAAUAGCUUUCGGCAAGCACAACAGACAAUGAAUAUUGUAUUGAACCCGAUGGAAAGGGUCGCGGCACCCGUCGUGUUGCCGAGUCCCUUGCUAAAAGGUAGCCAUGCCUCUUUCCUCACACUUGUCGAGAUUCCCGCAAUGGCUUUGUCGACAUUGAGGUACCCCGCGCUUCGAAUCGCCAGCAGACGAUACCCCGCGUUGCGAGGCAGCACUAUCUCGAGAGCUGCCUUCUCCACCACGCCAAGAUGGCAAAUCCGCACCAAAGAGAUGACAGAGGAGCAUUUCAAGGAUUUGAAAGUAAAUCGAGAGCGAUUAAUGCAGGAUAUCCAUCACACCUGUCAAUGGGGUACUGGCGAAAGAUGGGGCGAGGCUGCUACAGAGACUGGAAUGUCUCGCCUUGCACUCUCGGAUACAGACAAGCAAGCAAGAGAUUGGUUUGUAGAGACGACGCAGGCUCUGGGCUGCAAAACUACGGUUGAUGAGAUGGGCAAUAUCUUCGCCGUUCGACCAGGACUGAAGAAUGACAAGCCGCCAACGUAUGUUGGUAGCCACUUGGACACCCAACCGACGGGUGGUCGGUAUGACGGCAUUCUUGGUGUUACUGCUGGAGUUGAGAUGCUGAAAGUCCUGGCCGACAACUGGGUUGAGACUGAAUAUCCAGUUGGUGUCGUGAACUGGACGAAUGAAGAAGGCGCGCGAUUUCCGAUGUCGAUGGCAUCGUCUGGCGUUUGGGCUGGAUCUAUACCUCUCGAAAAGGCACAUAGUCUCCGUGAAGUACAUCCAGGGACCGCAACUCAGAAAUCCGAGCUUGAGCGGAUUGGCUACUUGGGAACUACACCGGCGAGUCACGAAGCAAUGCCGAUGGCUGCGCACUUCGAGCUUCACAUCGAGCAGGGCCCUCUUCUGGAGAUGGCUAAUAAGAAGAUUGGUGUCGUAGCCGGUGUGCAAGCCUACAAGUGGCUCACCGUCAAGGUCAAGGGCCGCGACACCCACACUGGCACCACAGACCUCAAGUCCCGCGCCGAUGCGCUACUCACAGCGUCAAAGAUGAUCCUGCACUCCCACAAAUUGGCCACAGCCAAUGGCGCCCUGGCUUCAACGGGUAUUCUCAAUCUCAAGCCUGGCUCCACCAACACCGUUCCUGGCGACGUGACGUUCAGUCUAGACAUCCGGGCCAAGAAAGACGAGACAGUUGCGGAGAUGAAGAAGCUUGUCGAGCGCGACUUUCCUCGCAUCGCAGCCGGCGAGAACAUCGAUGGCCUGAACGAGGGCUGCACUCCUGGCCUGCCCCUCUCCGUCAGCAUUACCGAGGACUUUGACUCGCCCGCCACAACCUUCCACUCGGACUGCAUCCAUGCCGUACGUCAAUCUGCAUUCUCUGUCCUCGGGCCCAACAGCCGGAAUCUGGUUCUGGAUAUGACGUCUGGCGCAGGGCACGAUAGUGUGUAUACGAGCAAGCGGUGCCCAACAAGCAUGAUCUUUGUACCGUGUAGGGAGGGUGUGUCUCACAACCCAAGAGAGUUCUGUGAAGAGGUGGAUUGCGCCCUCGGCGCGGAGGUAUUGCUGCAGAGUGUGGUGCGUUUCGACCGGAUGAGAGAUGAGAGAAGGGUUACAUGGAAACAGGAGCCUUACACGAUCUAA